AUGCACUUUAAAGCUGCGCUAUUCACCCAUCUCCCUGCCAUUCACCCAUCUCCCUGCCAUUCACCCAUCUCCCUGCCAUUCACCCAUCUCCCUGCCAUUCACCCAUCUCCCUGCCAUUCACCCAUCUCCCUGCCAUUCACCCAUCUCCCUGCCAUUCACCCAUCUCCCUGCCAUUCACCCAUCCCCCUGCCAUUCACCCACCACCCUCCCAUUCACCCAUCUCCCUCCCAUUCACCCAUCUCCCUGCCAUUCACCCAUCUCCCUGCCAUUCACCCAUCUCCCUCCCAUUCACCCAUCUCCCUGCCAUUCACCCAUCUCCCUGCCAUUCACCCAUCUCCCUGCCAUUCACCCAUCUCCCUGCCAUUCACCCAUCUCCCUCCCAUUCACCCAUCUCCCUCCCAUUCACCCAUCUCCCUGCCAUUCACCCAUCUCCCUCCCAUUCACCCAUCUCCUUGCCAUUCACCCAUCUCCCUCCCAUUCACCCAUCUCCCUCCCAUUCAUCCAUCUCCCUCCCAUUCACCCAUCGCCCUCCCAUUCGCCCAUUUCCCUCCCAUCCACCCAUCUCCCUGCCAUUCACCCAUCUCCCUCCCAUUCGCCCAUCUCCCUGCCAUUCACCCAUCUCCCUCCCAUUCACCCAUCUCCCUCCCAUUCACUCAUCUCCCCGCCAUUCACCCAUCUCCCUCCCAUUCGCCCAUUUCCCUCCCAUCCACCCAUCUCCCUCCCAUUCAUCCAUCUCCCUCCCAUUCAACCAUCUCCCUCCCAUUCACCCAUCUCCCUCCCAUUCGCCCAUUUCCCUCCCAUCCACCCAUCUCCCUCCCAUUCACCCAUCUCCCUCCCAUUCACCCAUCUCCCUCCCAUUCGCCCAUCUCCCUCCCAUUCGCCCAUCUCCCUCCCAUUCACCCAUCUCCCUCCCAUUCGCCCAACUCCCUCCCAUUCGCCCAUCUCCCUCCCAUUCGCUCAUCUCCCUCCCAUUCACCCAUCUCCCUGCCAUUCACCCAUCUCCCUGCCAUUCACCCAUCUCCCUCCCAUUCGCCCAUCUCCCCCCCAUUCACCCAUCUCCAUCCCAUUCAUCCAUCUCCCUGCCAUUCACCCAUCUCCCUGCCAUUCACCCAUCUCCCUCCCAUUCACCCAUCUCCCUCCCAUUCACCCAUCUCCCUCCCAUUCACCCAUCACCCUCCCAUUCACCGAUCUCCCUCCCAUUCACCCAUCUCCCUCCAUUCACCCACCACCCUCCCAUUCACCCAUCUCUCUCCCAUUCACCCAUCUCCCUGCCAUUCACCCAUCUCCCUCCCAUUCACCCAUGUCCCUGCCAUUCACCCAUCUCCCUCCCAUUCACCCAUCUCCCUCCCAUUCGCCCAUUUCCCUCCCAUCCACCCAUCUCCCUGCCAUUCACCCAUCUCCCUGGCAUUCACCCAUCUCCCCGCCAUUCACCCAUCUCCCUGCCAUUCACCCAUCUCCCUCCCAUUCACCCAUCUCCCUGCCAUUCACCCAUCUCCCUGCCAUUCACCCAUCUCCCUCCCAUUCACCCAUCUUCCUCCCAUUCACUCAUCUCCCCGCCAUUCACCCAUAUCUCCCUCCCAUUCGCCCAUUUCCCUUCCAUCCACCCAUCUCCCUCCCAUUCACCCAUCUCCCUCCCAUUCAUCCAUCUCCCUCCCAUUCGCCCAUCUCCCUCCCAUUCGCCCAUUUCCCUCCCAUUCGCCCAUCUCCCUCCCAUUCGCCCAUCUCCCUCCCAUUCGCCCAUCUCCCUCCCAUUCGCCCAUCUCCCUCCCAUUCACCCAUCUCCCUCCCAUUCACCCAUCUCCCUCCCAUUCGCCCAUCUCCCUCCCAUUCACCCAUCUCCCUCCCAUUCACCCAUCUCCCUCCCAUUCACCCAUCUCCCUCCCAUUCGCCCAUCUCCCUCCCAUUCGCCCAUCUCCCUCCCAUUCGCCCAUCUCCCUCCCAUUCGCCCAUCUCCCCCCCAUUCAUCCAUCUCCCUCCCAUUCGCCCAUCUCCCCCCCAUUCACCCAUCUCCCUCCCAUUCAUCCAUCUCCCUCCCAUUCGCCCAUCUCCCCCCCAUUCACCCAUCUCCCUCCCAUUCAUCCAUCUCCCUCCCAUUCACCCAUCUCCCUGCCAUUCACCCAUCUCCCUGCCAUUCACCCAUCUCCCUCCCAUUCACCCAUCUCCCUCCCAUUCACCCAUCUCCCUCCCAUUCACCCAUCUCCCUCCCAUUCACCCAUCUCCCUGCCAUUCACCCAUCUCCCUCCCAUUCACCCAUCUCCCUCCCAUUCACCCAUCUCCCUCCCAUUCACCCAUCUCCCUCCCAUUCACCCAUCUCCCUCCCAUCCACCCAUCUCCCUGCCAUCUCCCUGCCAUUCACCCAUCUCCCUCCCAUUCGCCCAUCUCCCUCCCAUUCGCCCAUCUCCAUCCCAUUCGCCCAUCUCCCCCCCAUUCACCCAACUCCCUCCCAUUCAUCCAUCUCCCUCCCAUUCACCCAUCUCCCUCCCAUUCACCCAUCUCCCUCCCAUUCACCCAUCUCCCUCCCAUUCACCCAUCUCCCUGCCAUUCACCCAUCUCCCUCCCAUUCACCCAUCUCCCUGCCAUUCACCCAUCUCCCUGCCAUUCACCCCGUGCCGCCUGAACGAGGGACCACUUCUGCCCGCACCACACUGCCGCCCGCAUUGA
Closterium sp. Naga37s-1 is the source of this 2661-nucleotide messenger RNA. Lineage: Eukaryota; Viridiplantae; Streptophyta; Zygnematophyceae; Desmidiales; Closteriaceae. The record is from the annotation of a GenBank genome assembly.